This is a messenger RNA of Protomyces lactucae-debilis, 528 nucleotides long. RefSeq lists its product as uncharacterized. The record is from RefSeq and is a predicted model, not a curated record. NCBI's taxonomy places the organism in Eukaryota, Fungi, Ascomycota, Taphrinomycetes, Taphrinales, Protomycetaceae. Gene Ontology annotation, cellular component: cytoplasm; nucleus. The transcript has 3 exons. Bases 1 to 528 code for a protein of 175 amino acids. Gene Ontology annotation, molecular function: bis(5'-adenosyl)-hexaphosphatase activity; bis(5'-adenosyl)-pentaphosphatase activity; diphosphoinositol-polyphosphate diphosphatase activity. Gene Ontology annotation, biological process: diadenosine hexaphosphate catabolic process; diphosphoinositol polyphosphate metabolic process; adenosine 5'-(hexahydrogen pentaphosphate) catabolic process.
AUGUCGACACGACUCAUCAAGCAGAGCGCAUACCCUGCUUCGCCUCUGAAGCCAGUCAACGGACACCGCAUCAGUGUCAAAGACCGAUACUCUCCCGAAGGCGCACGACUCGUAGCCGGCGUCAUAGUCCUUUCCAACGAAAUCUCUCACCCUUGCGAGCCUCUGGGCAAGUAUGUGCUUUGCAUCAGCAGCUCGCGCCAUCCAAACAAGAUUGUCUUGCCCAAGGGCGGCUGGGAAGACCACGAAACUGUAGAAGAAGCGGCCCUGCGCGAGUGUUGGGAGGAAGCUGGCGUCGUAGCACAGGUCACUCGCUUCUUGAUACAGGCUAAGGAUCCACGCCCACCAAAAGCCAUCUCGCGCGCCGAAUAUCGCUACUUUGAAGUGUCGCCGAGAUGUAUCUCUGACGACUGGCCUGAGCGUGACAAGCGGACUCGGAUGUGGCUUACCUACACUGAAGCGGCGCGCGUGUUGGCAGACAGGACAGAGAUGCUGUUGGCGUUGCAGGCAAGCUCUAUCGUCAAGUCAUAG